Pollicipes pollicipes is the source of this 1155-nucleotide messenger RNA. RefSeq names its product acidic leucine-rich nuclear phosphoprotein 32-related protein 2. The coding region runs from base 66 to 374 and encodes 102 amino acids. NCBI's taxonomy places the organism in Eukaryota, Metazoa, Arthropoda, Thecostraca, Pollicipedomorpha, Pollicipedidae. The transcript is spliced from 3 exons. The record is from RefSeq and is a predicted model, not a curated record.
GUUGUGCGAAGCUCGUGGUAGUAGUACGCCGUGGACGCUCGUCCAAAAAUCAAAUAUAUAUCAUCAUGAGUGAGACACAGAGCAAGAAAGACCUGGGAAAUGGCAAGGCCGACAAGGGAGACGUCAAGGGCACCAAACGUGCGGCGGAGGACGAGAUCGAAGCCAAGAAGCUGAAGACUGUUAAUGGUGAGGAAGAAGAGGACCUUGGAGAGGAGGAGGAGAACCUGGAGGGAGAGGACGAGGAGGAGCUGGGAGAGGACGACAUCGAAGGAGAGGAGGACGAAGGGGACGAGGAGGACGUAGAAGGCGAGGAGGGUGAAGAGGAGGACGGAGAGGAGGAGGAGGGUGGUGAGGAGGAGGAGGAGGAUGCAUAAUUUGUGUAGCUUCAAUUCAUCUGGACUGACAUGCGGCACGUGUGGCCCGGAUCCGACCUCCAUCGGGGGCCGUGCGAACGCGCGCACAGGAGGGCGGCCUGGGCCGGGGCCGGCCGGAGCCGAUCAGCAGGUGGCCGGACUCGACGCAGCGGCGCCCGCGCGCGCCGGCAGAAUCAAUCGUAUCCAUCUCAGCCAGCCACAGACGAGAUCACAAACCGUCUCACCCCUCGUCUGAGUCCUCAUCUGUGUCAUUGUAACUUAUUCCUUCUCGAUGUGUACAAGUAGAGAGGCGUGUCGUGUAGCACAGCGCCCGGGGGUGCGCAGGAGUACGUCCCGGUGCGCCGCGCAUGCCGUCCGGUCCGGAUGGGUGGUGUGCCGCGGGCAUCGUGCUUCUGCAUGGACCUGGGUGCGGGUCGUGUUGGUGUUUGGGUAUUGCCACACGGAUGGCAUAAUGCUGAAGAGAAAGGAAGUCGAUUCCUUCUCCCGACACGGUCAAUGAAACACCACGUUUCCCCGCUUUCCAUCGGUUGCUGAAUAUUGGAACUUGUUGCUCCAGACGGCAUCACUCAUCAUUUUACAUAAACUUCAGGAUCACAAUGGCUUUUAAUUCUAUGAGAAGAGGAGACUAAAUGACAGGUAUGCUGGUGUGUUCUCUACGAGUGACGUCAGUAAUACCGGGGGGCGCCCCCGGAUCUCAACGCUGGUUUGUCCGCACGCUUAGGAACGUGUGAGCGUCUGCAAUUAUUACAGUACCGUUUUUUAAUAAAGCCAAAAAUGUCGA